AUGGCUCCCAACCUUGAAACCAUUCCCGUCCCUUCGGCGACAAUCCAAUCACACGCCUCAAAUCUCUUGCAACUCCCAGAUAAAACUGUCCUAUGUACAUGGUUCGGCGGAUCACAAGAAGGUCUCCCGGACAUCAGUAUUUGGUUCUCUAGACUAAAACCGGGCUCUUCGUCUUGGACCACUCCACAGAAGAUCUCCUUCGAUGAGAAUAGAAGUUGUCAAAACCCUGUCUUGUUUCAAGCACCACACACUGGGGAGAUCUGGUUACUCCACACCUCGCAAGACGCUGGCAACCAAGAUAGUGCUUACAUCCUGAAGCGCACUUCAUCUGACCAGGGUCUUUCAUGGUCAGAACCUAGUCGCCUUCUUCAGGAUACGACGGGUAUUUUCAUUCGACAGCCUAUUGUUAUUAAUGGCGAGGGUACAUGGAUUUUACCCGUCUUUUAUUGUCGUACAGAACCUGGCCAUAGAUGGAUUGGAAGUGAUGAUAUUUCUGGAGUCCUCUACUCCAACGACAAUGGUGCAACUUGGAAGGAGAAGCAAGCUCCUAAUAGUAUCGGAUCUGUUCAUAUGAAUAUUGUCCCUCCGGCUUCCGGCCAGACAUUAUGGGUCGCAUUCUAUCGCAGCCGCUGGGCAGACAACGUAUACCGAUCAACAUCCAAGAACGGACUGGACUGGGAGCAACCAAAGACAACCAGUCUGCCCAACCCCAAUAGUGGAAUCUGCGCCGCACGCUUGUUGUCAGGGAAAAUUGCGAUCGUGUUCAAUCGAUCAAGUGCAUCAGCAGACACACUCAAGCGUCAAGGGCUUUACGACGACGUCACUCCUGAAGAUGACAAGCGGCCGAAUCAAGUCGCCAAGUCUGGAAAGGAUGCAAUUUGGGGCACUCCAAGAAAGACAUUAACUCUGGGAGUUUCGGACGAUGAAGGGUUGACUUGGAGAGAGCGAGUUCUUGAAGAUGGUGAUGGCUUUUGUGGAACUAACAGUUCCUCGGGCCAGGAGAACAGAGAGUUGAGUUACCCAAGCAUUUACAUCGAAAGACUUGGUUCAACGGAUAUAGCACAUAUAGCAUACACCUGGCAUCGACAGCAUAUCAAGUAUGUGAGGAUUGAUGACGUCGAAGGCUGGGCAAGCUCCUGA
Messenger RNA from Fusarium sp. VM40, 1140 nucleotides. The record is from the annotation of a GenBank genome assembly. Lineage: Eukaryota; Fungi; Ascomycota; Sordariomycetes; Hypocreales; Nectriaceae.